ACUGUCCCCAGAGUUUCGUGUCUCUCCCUUUAUCUCCUGGCUCAGAUGCUCCUGAAGGCAGCAGACGGCUCCGCACUGAAGAAUGAGACUCUGCGGCUGUUUGUUAGCUCUGGAGUCAUUCGUGAGAACCAGACCUUCCUGACGGAUGAGUCUGGCAGAGCCUCCUUCACGCUGGACACCUCCGGCUGGACUGGGACAGUCGCCCUGCGGGGGCACUUCAAGGAGGCAGGUCCCAGCAUGGAGCGUGAUGGAGUCUCUCCCUGUUACCCGGAUGCCCAUCACCGUGUGGAGCCCUUCUACUCCCGGAGCCGGAGUUUCGUGAAGUUCCGCAGGCUGGGCGGGGAGCUGCCCUGCGGCCAGGCCCAGCGGCUCCACGUGGACUAUGUCCUGGCGAGGGAGGCCCUAGGGCGAGGGUCCAAGAGCCUGGAUUUCAUCUUCCUGGUCGUGGCCAAGGGAGCCAUCACCAGGAUUCUCCACAAGCGGCUGAAGUUCACAAAGGGGGCUGGACUGAAGGGCUCCUUCUCCAUGGAGCUGCCCGUCGGCGCUGAGCUGGCGCCGGCUGCCAAGGUGCUGGGUUACACGGUGCUGCCCAAUGGAGAGAUGGCUGCCGACAGCGCCCUGCUGCACGUGGCCAAGUGCCUCCCCAACAAGGUGAAGCUGGCCUUCUCGCAGGACCGGGCCCUGCCGGGCUCGGAGCUCCAGCUGCAGGUGCAGGCUGCCCCCGGGUCCCUGUGCGCCGUCCGCGCCGUGGAUCGCAGCGUGCUGCUCAUGAAGCCUGAGGCCGAGCUCAGCGUCGACACGGUCUAUAACUUGCUCCCUGAUUUUCACCAAGGAGACUCCUAUCAAGGGCAUAAGUCAUGUUACUGUCAGUCCAAUGCUACGGCUACAGUUAUGUCUACUACUCUUCACGGUGUGCCAGCGACAAUUUGGUCUCUCCGGAGGCCGCGCAGAGGGACUCGUGGCAGGGCUGACCCGCUGACCGACCCCAACGGCCUGUUUCAGGAUGCAGCUUUGAAGCUUCUCACCAACACCCGCAUCUGUAAGCAUCAGUUCCAGGAAAUGCCAAUUGCUGCUGCCCAUGAACGAACCUUCCGUUGGGACGUAUGUUCCUAUGGGGGGGAGCAGCCCCCACAGAUCGUCGCUCAGCCGGAGCUCGUGCCCUGUGCCCAGCCGGAGCUGGCGCCGCGUGCGUACUUCCCAGAGACGUGGCUGUGGGACCUGGUGGCUGUGGGCGAGGGGGGCUCGACGGACGUCCCGCUCUCGGUGCCCGACACCCUCACACAGUGGAAAGCCGGGAUGUUCUGCACGGCAGAGGGGGGCUUUGGCCUCUCCCCCACGGCCACCCUCACAGUCGUCAAGACCUUCUUUGUGGAGCUGGCCUUGCCGUACUCCGUGGUCCGGGGAGAGGCCUUCACCCUAAAGGCCACCGUCUCCAACUCCUGGCGGAGCUGCUGGGGCUGGCGAGCUGGGACUGGAGGCUGCGCAGUGGCUCAGGCCAGCGAGUGGCACCAGCAGCUCCUAUCUGUGCGGGUGACGCUGGCGGAGUCGGCGCAGUUCCGGGUGCAGGCGGGUGAGGACGGCGCCUACAGCAGCUGCCUCUGUGCAGACGAAGGGAAAACUUUCCAGUGGGAGGUGACGGCGAGCAGCCUGGGGGAGGUGAAUUUCACCGUCAGCACGGAGGCCCUGCGCACCGAGGAGCUGUGCGGCACGGAGCUGGCCGUGGUGCCGGCCCAGGGGCACAUGGACACCGUGAUCAAGCCCCUGCGGGUCCUGCCGGGGGGGAUCGUGGAGGAGAAGUCGCCCAGCUCCCUGCUCUGCCAGGAAGGGGAGCACACAGAGGCUGAGUACAGCGCCCCCUGCGGCUCAGGAUAUCGCAUUAACCUGACAGAAAUUGAUACAGAAAUGCAAAGUGCCAUUGGGUUUUGGCACUAUGUGGUGGUGAGCCCAGCCCAGCUCUACCACCCGCACACGGGGACGGUGUCAGUUCAUCUCAGCGACCUCAACGAGACCGUCCGGGUGAGCGUCCGGCUGGAGAGGGGGGAGGGGCUCAGCAAUGUCACCCUGCUGGAGAGAGAGGUCCAGGAGCCCCGUCUGCGCGAGAACCUGAGCUUCCAGAAAGCUCGGAUUCGGGACUGUCCGGUUCAAACCCCUGCCCAGGCUGGGGCAGGAACCUGA
This is a messenger RNA of Pelodiscus sinensis (Chinese soft-shelled turtle), 2175 nucleotides long. The record is from RefSeq and is a predicted model, not a curated record. NCBI's taxonomy places the organism in Eukaryota, Metazoa, Chordata, Testudines, Trionychidae.